This is a messenger RNA of Epithele typhae, 909 nucleotides long. Its product is annotated as signal recognition particle SRP19 subunit. Gene Ontology annotation, cellular component: signal recognition particle, endoplasmic reticulum targeting. Gene Ontology annotation, biological process: SRP-dependent cotranslational protein targeting to membrane; SRP-dependent cotranslational protein targeting to membrane, signal sequence recognition. The transcript is spliced from 4 exons. Gene Ontology annotation, molecular function: 7S RNA binding. The record is from RefSeq and is a predicted model, not a curated record. The coding region runs from base 1 to 909 and encodes 302 amino acids. NCBI's taxonomy places the organism in Eukaryota, Fungi, Basidiomycota, Agaricomycetes, Polyporales, Epitheliaceae.
AUGUCUCGCCGUGCCGCACUCGUAGAAGAGGAGUUCGACGACGACACCGACCUCCCUCUUCCCAGCCAACCCCUCCCCAACACUGGCACGCGCGGGGCGAUCCUCGAGCGCCUCGAUGAUGAUGAGGACGACGAUGAGGACGGCGCCCCCAUGCUCCGGGGACCCACCGCCGGCCCCGCGUCGCCGUCUUUGCCCCAGUUCCGCGGCGCAGACGGCGCGCACCAGGUCACCGACAUCACCCCAUACAAGAAGUGGACGUGCAUCUACCCGAUCUACAUCGACGCGAAGCGGCCGUGCGGGCGGGGCGAGCGGCGGAUCGCGCGCGCGAAGAGCGUGUGGUGGCCGCUCAGCAAGGACAUCGCGGACGCGACGAACCGGCUCGGGCUCGGGACGCUGCACGAGGUGCACAAGGCGCACCCGCGCGACUGGGAGAACCCGGGGCGGGUGCGCGUGCAGUGGAAGAAAGACGGCAAGCUCGUGAACCCGGCGAUCAAGAGCAAGAAGCAGUUGCUGGAGAUGAUCUCGGUCCAGAUCCAGAUGCUGAAGCCGGACACCAUCCCCAAGCCCCCAUACGGUACCGACCUGGUCCCACAGGCGGAGGAGCCCCCCGCUCCUGCGACCCCGGUGAAGGGCAAGCAGCCCGCGCCCGCGAAGAAGUCAGCGUCGGUGUCAAAUACCACCAUCUCACCAUCCCCUGCGGGGUUGAAACGGAGACAAAAGGUGCCGUCGCCCCCGCAGCCGUGGCCACAGUUGACGAGCCGCGUGUCCCCGUAUUCGCCUGCGCUCCCGUCUGGGGUGCUCAUCGACACGGUGAAGGCGGGCAUGACCGCGCAAGAGGCGGCACCGGCGGCGGGUGGUGCUGCAGCAGGUGGGAAGGGGAAACGGAAAGUGAUACGCGUUCGAGGAUAA